AGGAGAGAAAGAAAGAGAAAGAGAGAGGAGAGGGAGAGACAGAGGGAAGAGGUUGGAGGCGAACGUGUUGGAGGCGAACGUGUUGCAUCUGUGGAGCGGGAGGAUGGGCGCUAAGCAGAGCAGUCCGGCUACAGCGAAUGGACGGACCAGGGCUUACUCGGGCUCGGAUCUACCCUCCAGCAGCCGGUCUGGCGGCUCCGGAGCCGCCGCCGCCUCCUCCUCCUCCUCCUCCGCCGCCGUGGUGACCGGGGGGCCUCUGGGCGGAGCUGCCCGCUACCACCUGCCCUCCCCCGGCUCCCCCGGCCCCCCCGGGCGGGGCUCGGGCUCGGGCAGCCCGGGACAGGCUCUGGGCUCCAGGACCAGGUCGAUGGGGGCGAACAGCCGCACUCAGUCCCUCAACCAGUCCCUGCACAUCCCCGGCGGCGCCCACAGCCCUCGGGAGUCGGACAGCAGCGCCGCCCCGGAGGACAGCUCCGGGGACAGGGCAGCGCACGGGGGGCCUCGGCUCCUCAUAGGAUCCCUCCCCGCACACCUGUCACCUCACCUGUUUGGAGGUUUCAAGUGCCCCGUGUGCUCAAAAUUUGUUUCGACAGACGAAAUGGAUUUGCACCUUGUGAUGUGUCUGACAAAACCAAGAGUAACCUACAAUGAGGAUGUGCUGAGUAAAGACACUGGGGAAUGUGCAAUAUGCCUCGAAGAGCUGCAACAGGGAGACACCAUUGCACGACUGCCUUGUCUAUGUAUAUAUCAUAAAGGAUGCAUAGACUCUUGGUUCGAAGUGAAUAGGUCCUGUCCUGAGCACCCUUCCGAUUAAUGGAUGGAUUGAAGCGUGCAUUUGCCAUUUCUAUAGGUUUUCUUGCUAUCUUAUCAGUGGAAUAACUCGACUUCAAGUAAAGCGAGGCUGUGACUGAACUCUUAAUAGCUGAAAAUCUUAAAGAUUGUGAUGAUCAUUUGCUGCUGCCUCAGUGAUGAUAGGAUACCGGUCUUCUGUUCUUUACAAAUAAUGCCUACAGAUUCAGUGACACUGCAUCCUUCAUCUCCUUUUUAAGCAAUAGACAAACUUCCCAUGGCUGCUUAGCCAUUCGGACUUGGUGUGCCAAAUGUAAAUGAAGGACACACGGGGAUUCCAUUUUUUUGUAUACAGUCAGUUUUAAUUGUGUGACAAUUAGUUCAUGCAUUUCUAUGUUUUUGAUUUGAAUGCACAUACUGAUUAAUUUGUCAUCUCCAAUAUUCAUCUUCUUACUUUUUUUUGCACUAUUAUAGUGCAGAGAGAGCAUGGCUACUCAUGAUGGAUGUGUGGACCUCCUCAACAUGGAGACCAAGAUCAUAAAUCUGAAGCCAUCUCUACACAGAUGAACAGUGGCACUGCUAAUCCAACCCAGUUUCCAGACUACAUGCUAAAAAGGAAAAUCAGCAUGGAUCAUUUCAAAUGGAUUUGGAUUCCGCAGUUUUUAAACCUCAGUUCCUUAUAUAUGUUAUACAAAGGAGGAUUGUCAGAAUGGCCACCUUUUUGCUCACUGAUGAGGUAAUUUGGGGAACCUUAUGAUCAAACUAUCUUUCCGUGAAAAUGUGAAAUUCUUUUGAAGUGCCCUUGAAGAAGUAGAUGACGCUCUGGAUUUACACGCUGUCUCUCCAUCUCUGGGACAUAACAUGAGUUUGAAUCCAGUUCAGAUGGAUGGCGGAUGACAAGACCACUUCUCUGUUGGUUGUAAGGUCCAAUGUAAAAUUAGUUUGACCUGCCUCAAUCUAACUGUGGUGUUAGUCCACAGCACAAAACUGUCCACAAGCCAGCAUUAGUUUGGCAACCUAAGUCAAAGGGGCCAUAAGAACAGAUGGAGUGAGAAGUGGAAAUGCCAUUUUGGACGUGCUUCUGAGGUUGAGGUUAAGGCACAUUAUUGUGGCAGAGUGGAGGAAGGAUUACUCUGGAUUUGGCUGUGCCUGAUCUGGGAAUGCUUGAUGUUGACACUGGAGAUUCAAUUCUACUUCUGCUCAGUGCUGAACUAUCCCGAGCUUUUUUUUAAAAAAAAAGUACAUAUGUAUGUCUGUCUUUUCUGCCCAGCCACCAGAGAGUGAAAAGCAAUUGGUUAAUUGAGAAUGUUUCAGUCCAGAUUCAGGGAAUCGUCUCCUCGUCUUCACCCUCCGAGGUCAAAGCUUCUCAUAACCAAACCUGGAAAAUUGAAACGAAUGAAAUAUAAUGAUUAAUAACCUAUUAUUACUUUGAUAACGUAGAAAAACGCAGAAGUGGUGAUGCGAUCAUGAUACAUGACGGAAGACAUUCUUUUUAGAAUUUAUUUACUUCGGUCCAAAUUUUUUAAAAACCAUAAUAAACGUGGUUGAGAAUUAA
This is a messenger RNA of Callorhinchus milii (elephant shark), 2344 nucleotides long. Its product is annotated as E3 ubiquitin-protein ligase znrf2. The record is from RefSeq and is a predicted model, not a curated record. The coding region runs from base 104 to 814 and encodes 236 amino acids. The transcript is spliced from 5 exons. NCBI's taxonomy places the organism in Eukaryota, Metazoa, Chordata, Chondrichthyes, Chimaeriformes, Callorhinchidae.